Colossoma macropomum (tambaqui) is the source of this 1396-nucleotide messenger RNA. Its product is annotated as polymeric immunoglobulin receptor-like. The transcript is spliced from 6 exons. Gene Ontology annotation, biological process: negative regulation of T cell proliferation; positive regulation of T cell proliferation; cellular response to lipopolysaccharide. Lineage: Eukaryota; Metazoa; Chordata; Actinopteri; Characiformes; Serrasalmidae. Gene Ontology annotation, cellular component: external side of plasma membrane. The record is from RefSeq and is a predicted model, not a curated record. The coding region runs from base 223 to 1386 and encodes 387 amino acids.
CAGGGUGUGGUAGUCAUGCUAAGAGAGUUACAGAGUUUCAGGCUGUUAGUUACAUGGUAGACUGCAGUUUUGAAGACGGUUUUGCUGAAGUACAGCAGUGUUGUUGUAUAUGUGUAGCUGUCAGAUUGUUCAGUAGGCUGUAGUUUUGAAGAGUGGAUAUAGGAACGGUUCUGUCUACAGCUGUGCUGCCACUGUAUGUAGUCAGGGGGUGCAGGAACAAGAAUGCAGGUCUGGUGUUAUCUGCUGCUUGUGCUGCGUGUUGCUGAAGGCUGCACCCUGGAAGACCACAGAGAGACAGAACAGAUUACUGCAUACACAGGAGGAUCAGUGCUACUGCCUUGUCACUGCACUGACCUGCACACCACACCUGAGAGAUUCAUUUGGGAGAAAUAUAACACAACCAAUCACACAUGGGAAGAGAUAUCCAGUGAGAGUGACCGGUCCACAAACAGCAGAAUUCAGCUGGUUAAUGGUCACUCUCCAGGAAAUCUCUCUCUACUCAUAUCACACCUGACCACAAAGGACGGAGGAAUGUACAGGUGUAAUCUUGAGAUGAAAGAACACAGAUUCGUCUUCCUCACUAUAACAGGAGGUUGCGUUCUGGAAAAGAGAAGUACAUUACACAGUGUCACAGCACAUACAGGACAGUCAGUACUGUUGCCCUGCUACUGCACUGACCUACACACCAAACCUGAGACAUUCGGCUGGAAGAAGUACAACAUGGACAGAAACACAUGGGAAGAGAUAUCCAGUGAGAGUGGUCAGUACGGAAGCAGAGUUCAGCUGGUUAAUGGUCACUCUCCAGGAAAUCUCUCUCUACUCAUAUCACACCUGACUGAAGAGGAUGGAGGACAUUAUCAGUGUAAUGUUAAAGAUGGUGGACACACAUUCAUUAGCCUGUCUCUUAAAGGCUGCAUUCUGGAAAACAGCCGAACAACACUGACUAUAUCAGCACAUACAGGAGGCUCAGUACUACUGCCCUGCUACUGCACUGACCUACACACCACACCUGAGACAUUCAGCUGGAAGAAACACAACACGACCAGAAACACAUGGGAAGAGAUAUCCAGUGAGAGUGGUCAGUACAGAAACAGAGUUCAGCUGGUUAAUGGUCACUCUCCAGGAAACCUCUCUCUACUCAUAUCACACCUGACUGAAGAGGAUGGAGGAGAGUACCAGUGUAACGUUAAAGACAGUGGACACACAUAUUUUAGGCUCACUGUUACAGUCUCUCCACAGUCUCUGCCCUUUGUCCCCUUUGCCGUGGUGACUGUGAUCUUUCUCCACAUUAUAGUAGCUGUGGUCUACUGCACCAAAAGAAACAAAGAUCCUACCAUGGUUCGCUACAGUAAUGCUGAAGAAGAUGGAGCAGUGAGUCUACAGUAGAGAAGAAACA